This is a messenger RNA of Dunckerocampus dactyliophorus (ringed pipefish), 1647 nucleotides long. RefSeq names its product cerebellin 18 (gene cbln18). The coding region runs from base 123 to 803 and encodes 226 amino acids. The transcript has 7 exons. Gene Ontology annotation, molecular function: protein binding. Lineage: Eukaryota; Metazoa; Chordata; Actinopteri; Syngnathiformes; Syngnathidae. The record is from RefSeq and is a predicted model, not a curated record.
GUGAGCGAAACAAGCGCCACCUCCUUCAGGGCAGGGUUACAUCAAUAAUAAACCAAAUUGCACAGACCAAGAGUGUGUGUCUUGCAGAAGACAAGCUAUCAGAACAAGAAGGAUCAAACACAAUGCUCGCACCAACCCCUCUGGUCCUGUUGGGGGUGCUCUCUCUCCAUGGUUGUGUGGCGGCCCAGUCCAUCAACCCAAUUCUCAAAGAUACUGCUAUCAACUUGGACCGCACCCUAACCUGUGCCAAGUGGGACUGCGCCUGUACUCUCAACCGCCAGCGCGGUUGCUGUUGUGCAGCCAACGACAUGUUCCGAGUCGAGGACGAAACCUUGAUGAGGAUGAUGUCUUUGUCGGGCAAUAUCAGCAAACUCAAGAGAAAAGUGGAUGCUUUAACGACUGCCAUUAAGAUUGCCUUCAAAGCAAAUCUGAAAAUGGCUUCUGAUCAAUGCUAUGGGCCCUUCAACACCAAAGUACCAAUCGCUUACACCGAGGUGUCUCUGAAUUAUGGAAACGGAUACAACCCUUCCUUGGGCAUCUUCACUGCGCCACAUGCUGGAGUUUUUGUCUUCUCCUGCACAGUCUACUCAUUGGUCAAUAUGGUGAAGAAUGGUGAGGUGAUGACGAGUGUGUGGGAGAACAAUAUGGAGAAUGGUGAAGACAGUGCCAGUCAGACGCUUACGCUGGAGAUGCAGAGAGGCGAUCAGGUCUACAUGGAGCUGGAUGUUGGAAAACAACUCUGUCAAAAUCUAAACCAUAAUGUCUUUUCUGGUUACAUGCUGUAUGCCUACACAGAUGAGUAGCAUGGAACAGGAACACCAACGCCCUAUCCUGCUCAUUUCAGGGGCCAUAAAAUUAUAUUGGAUCCCAGUGGGGAAGGACUGUAAGUGUCAUUUAAUAAAAAGUUGUGUACAGGGUAAAUCUGCAUUGUUCUCCUCUUGGCCGGCAUGCUGGGAUUCCACAGCCUUCUUCGGUGACCACAGCUACUCUUUUGGGAUUGGGAAAGGGUCUACUGUAGGGUCGGCUUGAACCCCCCUCAUUUGCAUAGAGUUACACGCUAAUGGUUAUUAACAAACAGGAAAGUUAUAAUUAAAUAUAAUCAACAUACGUCAGUUGUUUUAUUCUUGUUGUCUGUGCCUUUGGCAGUUAUUCAUAAUUUACUGGUAUCCAUCUCACAAGUGGCUGACAGAUGGAGAUAAGAUGCAACUCAAUUCAUGCAACUGCAAUGAAAGGAUCACAAAAAAAAUACUACUUACACUUACAUUUUGCUAUGUAAAAUGACAUCAAGGAGGCUGUCGAUGUGGCGAUCAGUCCAGGGAGUGCGCCGCCUCCAGCCCCCUCCGUGCUCAGAAGCAGCUCUGUGCGAAGACGUCUCUGCAAUGGAAUGCAGUGGAAAUUUUGUCCCACUCCACACAAACGCGCACACACUUUCAGAUUGAGAUGGAUUUAUCCUCCUGAAAACUGAAGGAUUUCUACACAUGCACUUUGGAACUUUGUGUAUAAAAGCUUUAGAUGUGCACACACUAUGCCUUGAUUCUGUUUUUCCAGCUCUGCCCGGUGCAGCCACUCUAAAACGGGAGUGAUGCGAUGAAAAUAUUUGGAGAAUUCCCGCAGAGCAAACCAGGACUGCAUGACUGCUGUCGGUCC